GUGUGUUGUGGACUCGUGGUGCUGGCUGCUGCUGUUGAGGCGGCCGGGAACGGGCGGUGGGGAGCAGGCGGAGGUGGCCUUGCUUCUGCCUGGCCGGCGCCUCAGUCGGCGUGGGCCGCGCCCGCUGCCAUAAACUGCCCUGAGCGCCGGCAGCGGCCGAGGGAGACGUCGGGGCCUGCACCUGAAGGGGGCCUGCCGCACUGGCCCCGAGGAGGGGGCGUUGCCAUGGCGACAGCCUCUCCCGCCGCUGACGGGGGGCGGGGGCGGCCCUGGGAAGGAGGGCUGGUCUCCUGGCCCCCAGCCCCUCCCCUCUCGCUCCCUUGGACUUGGAUGGGCCCGAGUUGGGGGCAACACCCCGGGGUGGGUGAUGCGGAGUGGCCCCCCCAGCACUGGGGCUUUCCGGCUCUCACAGAACCAUCAGUACCCCCAGCUGCCAGUCUCGGCAUCUUCGAAGUGAGGAGAGUUUUAGAUGCUUCUGGAUGUUCAGUGCUAGCACCUUUACAGACUGGAGCAGCUCGAUUUUCUUCAUAUUUACUUUCAAGAGCAAGAAAAGUUCUGGGCUCCCAGUUCUUUUCUCCCUGUGGUGUUCCGGAGUUCUGCUCCAUAUCCACCAGAAAGCUGGCGGCCCACGGCUUUGGCGCGUCCAUGGCGGCAAUGGUGCCCUUCCCUCCCCAGAGGUAUCACUACUUUUUAGUGCUGGACUUUGAAGCUACGUGUGACAAGCCACAGAUUCAUCCUCAGGAAAUCAUCGAGUUCCCCAUCCUGAAACUAAAUGGGCGGACCAUGGAGAUCGAGUCCACCUUUCACAUGUAUGUCCAGCCCGUGGUGCACCCACAGCUUACUCCCUUCUGUACAGAGCUCACCGGAAUCAUUCAAGCCAUGGUGGAUGGCCAGCCAAGCCUGCAGCAAGUGCUGGAGAGGGUCGAUGAGUGGAUGGCGAAGGAAGGCCUCUUAGAUCCCAACGUCAAGUCAAUCUUUGUCACCUGUGGGGACUGGGACUUGAAAGUCAUGCUCCCAGACCAGUGCCAGUACCUGGGCUUGCCGGUGGCAGACUACUUCAAGCAGUGGAUUAAUCUGAAAAAGGCAUACAGCUUCGCCAUGGGCUGCUGGCCCAAGAAUGGACUCCUAGACAUGAACAAGGGCCUCAGCCUGCAGCACAUAGGCCGGCCCCACAGCGGCAUCGAUGACUGCAAGAACAUCGCCAACAUCAUGAAGACGCUUGCCUACCGCGGCUUCAUCUUCAAGCAGACGUCGAAGCCGUUCUGAUUGGCCGAGGACAGGAUGGGGCAGGACAGGGUAGCCGCCUGGCCCGGCCAGCGCCCUCCUCUCCCUCACGGAGGGACCAAGGAGAGUGGCCCAGCUCCACGUCCAGAGCGGCCCCCAGCUGCCCUGGGGGCUUGUGCCCGGGGAAAGGGCUUGGCUCCGCGGCCCCUCUGGAGCAGAUACUUUGUGCCCCCUCCCCUCCCCCACCUCAGCCCAGUGUCAGCCCCUCUCGCUGUGGGCCUGGGCUGGGGGGAGCCAGGCCCCCACCGCCUCCUCCCUGGAACACAGGCUUCUGCUGGGGCCAGCCCGGCCCCUGUGCCCCCUCCUACCCAUACUGCAUGGUGCGUGGUGCCCCCAGGGCUCCAGGACAGACCAGGCCCCACUUGUGUGUACCCCCACCCUGCUGUGAACGUGCCACUGAAUAAAGUCGGGGAAUGAGG
Sorex araneus (European shrew) is the source of this 1703-nucleotide messenger RNA. It is a transcript of the gene ERI3, whose product is annotated as ERI1 exoribonuclease family member 3. NCBI's taxonomy places the organism in Eukaryota, Metazoa, Chordata, Mammalia, Eulipotyphla, Soricidae. The record is from RefSeq and is a predicted model, not a curated record. The transcript has 9 exons. Gene Ontology annotation, biological process: exonucleolytic trimming to generate mature 3'-end of 5.8S rRNA from tricistronic rRNA transcript (SSU-rRNA, 5.8S rRNA, LSU-rRNA). Bases 226 to 1266 code for a protein of 346 amino acids. Gene Ontology annotation, molecular function: nucleic acid binding; 3'-5'-RNA exonuclease activity.